CCCGGACGGACGGCCUCACCGUGUCGCGUCACCCCGAUCGCACCCGCUCCAUACAAAAUCCUUCCCAGCGUCGACACCGCAACCACCUCCACCACCACCACCACCAUGCUCUCCCGCCGAUGACGCCGCCCCCGCCCCCGCCGCUCCUCCUGCUCACCCACCACCUCACCACCGCCACCGCCGCCGUCUCCGCGCUCAUCCUCCACCCCGCGCCCGCCUCCCGCAAGCGCAACCGCAGCGACGACCCCGACCCCGACGACGAUCCCGUCCUCGUCGUCCCGCCUCCUCCUCCCGCGCCGCCGCUGCCGCCGACCAGCCCGGACCACUACCCGCUGGCCUUCCGCGUCUCCGCGCCCACCUUCCACUACCUCUCGGGCCUGCUCGACCCGCUGCUCUCCCACCCCUUCCUCCCGCCCGCGACCCUCCUCGCCCUCGCCCUCGCGCGCCUCGCCUCCGGCCUGCCCUACCCCGCGCUCGCCGACCGCUUCCGCGUCCCGCCCUCCGCGCCGCGCGCCGCCUCCCGCCGCCUCCGCCGCGUCCUCCUCGCCAAUUUCCGCUUCUGGCUCGCCUUCCCCACCGCCCCCACCACCCCCACCCCCUCCUGCCGCGGGGCGCUCGCCUGCGCGCGAUUCGCCGGUCCAUCCGGCCCCCUAGCGGCGCAGCUCGUGGCCGGCGCAUCCUCCCGCAUCCUCUCCCUCGCCGCGGGCUUCCGCGGCGACCGCACCGAUCUCGAGGUCCUCAAGCUAUCCUCUCUCUACCACGAGGUGGAGCAGGGGAAGCUGCUCGACCCCGCGCAGUACCUGGCUGGGGAUGGAACCGGGUACCCGCUGCUGCGCUGGCUCAUGGUGCCGUUCAAGGGGCCAAUGAUGCCCGGCUCCCCCGAGGCGGAGUUCAACGCCGCGCACAAGGCAAUGUGCCGGCCGGCGAGGCGCGCCGUAAGGAGCCUGAUGGGGUGGGGGGCCGUCGCGCGCCUCCACGAGGAGGAGAGUCCGCGGGCUGCCGUCACCUGCAUUGGGACCUGCGCCAUGCUUCACAAUGUGCUGCUGGCCAGGGAUGAUUUCUCUGCUUUGGCACCUGAGGAGGAGGGGGAUGAGGCAGCCAUUUGUUCUGGGGCAAUGCAAAGCCGGAGAGAUGGCUCCGCAGUGGAGCAGUUUAAGGUUGAUGAGCGGGCGGUGGCGAUGCGCAGCGCAUUGGCGGCCACGGUGAGCGACUGGCGGACGCAUACUUAGCGCACUGCUGAUUGUCUAACUGUUCCUGUCAUUGUUCAUUCUUUUGGAUCAUAUUGUUUGUGUAGUGGUGAGCUGUUCUGUUACAUUCGGUUCUUUAGUCUGUUGGCUGCUCAAUAAAUCAAGUAAUAAAGUUAACUAUUGAUUGAUCCAA
Lolium perenne is the source of this 1380-nucleotide messenger RNA. RefSeq lists its product as uncharacterized. The record is from RefSeq and is a predicted model, not a curated record. NCBI's taxonomy places the organism in Eukaryota, Viridiplantae, Streptophyta, Magnoliopsida, Poales, Poaceae.